AAUAUUGAAUCGCCGAUAUUGGCAACAUUUAAUAAUUACCAGCAGCAUCGUCUUCUGCCGUUGAAGUGAAACUGACCAAUCAGAGCACAGCGCGUUGAGUAAGCGAUGAUAGAGUUCACGUGCUCUCCAUCUCUAACUUUACACAGCGGCAACAGGUGGACGGAGCGCGUUGUGUUCACUGGUGGUUGGGAGUAUUUUAAAACCAUUUUAAGUUUAUAUUCACACAUAGUUUGAAAAUAGCGCAUAUUGUAAGGAGAGAAAAAAACAUUUCUGGACAAAAUAUGUCAAAAAUCUUAACAGUCUGUGGAGUUGCCAAAUCACUGAGGCUGGGAUGGCGCAACUGGAGAACAUCAACGAGGUUGCUCAGUUUGAAGACUCAGACUGCACACCUGGUACUAGAAGAUGGGACCAAGAUAAAGGGAUUCUCCUUUGGUCAUGAUCAAUCUGCAGCUGGAGAGUUGGUCUUCAACACAGGACUAGUUGGCUAUCCCGAAGCUCUGACAGACCCCAGUUAUAGAGGGCAGAUCCUGACCCUCACCUACCCCAUCGUGGGAAACUAUGGUGUUCCCAACACACAGGAGCUGGAUGAACUGGGACUGAAGAAAAAUGUGGAGUCUGAUCGCAUUCAGGUGUCAGGAUUGCUGGUUCAGGACUACAGUCAUGAGUACAGUCACUGGAACUCUGUAAAAUCACUGGCUCAGUGGCUUCAAGAGGAGAAGGUGCCGGCACUUUUUGGAAUAGAUACAAGGAUGCUGACAAAGAUCAUUAGAGACAAGGGUACCGUUUUGGGUAAGAUUGAAUUUGAUGGUCAGCAAGUGGAGAUCACAGACCCUAACCAGCGGAAUCUAGUGGCUGAGGUCUCUACCAAGGAUAUUCAAGUGUUUGGGAAAGGUAAUCCAAUCAAAGUGGUUGCUGUUGACUGUGGAAUCAAGCACAAUAUCAUAAGACUACUUGUCAAGCAUGGAGCAGAGGUGCAUUUAGUGCCAUGGGACCAAGACCUGAUGAGUUUGGAGUAUGACGGUCUCUUCAUUUCCAACGGCCCAGGAGAUCCUUCGCUGGCAAAGACCUUGAUUCAAAAUGUUCGCAAGGUGCUGGAAAGUGACCGUCCUCAGCCAGUGUUUGGCAUUUGUAUGGGGAAUCAAAUCACAGCUCUGGCAGCUGGUGCACGGUCUUAUAAACUACCAAUGGGAAACAGAGGCCAAAAUCAGCCAGUUGUGAACGUGAUGACGGGCCAAGCUUUUAUCACAGCUCAGAAUCAUGGGUAUGGCAUAGACAGCGAGUCUCUACCUCCAGGCUGGAGUCCUCUCUUCACCAAUGCAAAUGAUGGAACCAAUGAGGGCAUUAUGCAUAAUACCAAGCCAGUGUUCACAGCGCAGUUUCACCCUGAGGCCAAGGGAGGACCCACAGACACAGAGUUCCUGUUUGAUGCGUUCAUCUCUCUGAUAAGGAAGGGGAAGGAGGGGAGUAUCGCAUCUGUGAUGCCAAAGAAACCUGCUGUUCCUCGGAGAGUCCAGGUAUCCAAAGUGCUGGUGCUGGGAUCUGGAGGCCUGUCCAUUGGUCAGGCUGGAGAGUUUGACUACUCAGGAUCCCAGGCUGUCAAAGCAAUGAAGGAGGAAAACCUGCAAACAGUUUUGAUUAACCCCAACAUUGCCUCUGUACAAACUAACGAGGUUGGCACCAAGCAGGCAGACACUGUGUACUUCCUGCCCGUCACUCCUCAAUUUGUGUCAGAGGUGAUCAGAGUAGAGCGACCCGACGGCAUCCUGCUCUCCAUGGGUGGACAGACGGCUCUCAACUGCGGGGUGGAGCUCUUUCAGAGUGGCGUCCUGCAGAAGUAUGGAGUGCAGGUUUUGGGCACACCUGUUGAGUCCAUCAUGGCCACUGAAGAUCGGCAACUCUUUUCAGAUAAACUAAUGGAGAUCAAUGAAAAGAUUGCUCGUAUUGCUGUUAAAACGGUGGCAGAUGCCUUGAAGGCAGCAGAGGAGAUUGGCUACCCUGUCAUGCUGAGAUCAGCUUAUGCCCUGGGUGGCCUGGGUUCAGGCCUGUGUGCUAAUAGAGAGAAGCUAGAGGACACCGCUCGCAAGGCCCUGGCCAUGAGCAGGCAGAUCCUGGUGGAAAAGUCCCUGCUGGGCUGGAAGGAAGUGGAAUAUGAGGUGGUGAGAGAUGUCGCUGAUAACUGUGUCACUGUCUGCAAUAUGGAGAACUUUGACCCUCUGGGCAUCCACACAGGUGACUCCAUUGUGGUUGCACCCAGCCAGACUCUGUCCAAUGAGGAGUACCACAUGCUGAGAGAGACCGCUAUUAAGGUGGUGCGUCAUCUAGGCAUUGUGGGAGAGUGUAAUAUCCAGUAUGCCCUGAAUCCAUCUUCUCUGGAGUACUGUAUCAUUGAGGUGAAUGCCCGCCUCUCCAGAAGCUCAGCACUGGCGUCCAAAGCUACAGGGUAUCCACUAGCAUUUGUAGCUGCUAAGCUAGCUCUGGGCAUUCCUCUGCCUGACAUAAAGAAUGCGGUAUCGGAGCAGACCACGGCCUGUUUCGAGCCCAGUUUGGAUUACAUUGUCACCAAAAUCCCUCGCUGGGAUCUGGACCGCUUCCAAGGGAUGUCUCAGGAGAUCGGCAGUGCCAUGAAGAGUGUUGGAGAGGUCAUGGCAGUUGGCCGAACCUUCGAGGAGAGCAUCCAGAAGGCUUUGCGAAUGUGCCACCCCUCAGUGGACGGCUUUGUACCACGUCUACCUCUGAAAAGAGCCUGGGCAGAGCAGCACGACAUGCAGCAAGAGCUUUCCAUGCCUUCAAGUACUCGUAUCUUCUCACUCGCCCAGGCCUUGCACAGUGGUGUGACCGUUGAUCAGAUCCAUAACCUCACUGCCAUAGACAAAUGGUUCCUGCACAAACUGAGGCACAUCACUGAGAUGGAGCAGCACCUGGGUCAGUAUAACAGGUGA
This is a messenger RNA of Pimephales promelas (fathead minnow), 2939 nucleotides long. Lineage: Eukaryota; Metazoa; Chordata; Actinopteri; Cypriniformes; Leuciscidae. The record is from RefSeq and is a predicted model, not a curated record.